This is a messenger RNA of Aspergillus saccharolyticus JOP 1030-1, 1310 nucleotides long. RefSeq names its product Yip1 domain protein. Bases 240 to 1142 code for a protein of 300 amino acids. The record is from RefSeq and is a predicted model, not a curated record. Gene Ontology annotation, biological process: endoplasmic reticulum to Golgi vesicle-mediated transport. The transcript is spliced from 4 exons. NCBI's taxonomy places the organism in Eukaryota, Fungi, Ascomycota, Eurotiomycetes, Eurotiales, Aspergillaceae. Gene Ontology annotation, cellular component: trans-Golgi network; membrane.
CACCCCCAAUCCGAGCUAUAAUUUACGUUUCUCUCUGGAUACAGCCGGACUGUCCAGGUUAUCAUCUGGGGAUUGCGAAGAAAAGGUUCCUUGGUCUUCGUCGUGGUCCAAUUUGUUGAGCUACCUACCUAUCCAAUUCCCGAAUUCGGUUCCUGAACUUCCCAUUCGGACCCAAACAGCUCACGGAGCCCGUUUGUUCCUAGUUACGAUACAAGCAUCAACUCCCCUACUUGCCAACCAUGGCCAGCGCACAACCUCUGUACACCCACGGGGAUCUCCGUGACGAUGAAUCCAUUCUGGACGAUGACAUGAUCGAGUCCGACGAGGCUAUCGAAGCCGAUGAUCCUCUUCAUGAUACUACGGACCGCACCCCCCUCCGCGGCAACAUCCAAGGGGAAGCGUCCAGCAGCUCCCGCGGCGCCAACCUCGCGGGGAAUUACCUCACCUCAUCAAUCCCCGGCGAGGAUCGUCGCGCCACCCAGAGUACCAUCGAUGAGACCGUGUGGGAGACCCUCUCGCGGGACUUGCGAGCCGUGUGGGAGAAGAUGCGCCAGGUCCUGUGGCCCAAGUACCUGAUGGGAGGCAUGUUGCAGCGGGGCGGCGGCGGACUGGCGGCGGCGGAGCGCGGGGAAGCUACGGGGUUCGGCGGAGGUGUCCGCAAUCUGGUGGGCAGGUGGCCGGAUGCUGAUGUCGUGCUGCAGGGGGGUAUGAGUGAGGGGCUGCGGGACUGGGAUCUAUGGGGACCGCUGAUCUUCUGCCUGCUCCUGAGUAUGUUUCUGUCUAUGCGCGCCAAGGGAGAACAGUCGUCCUUGGUGUUCUCGGGGGUGUUUUCAAUUGUCUGGAUUGGUGAGGCUGUGGUGACAUUGCAGAUCAAAUUGCUGGGCGGGAAUAUCUCCUUCUUCCAGUCGGUCUGUAUUAUCGGAUACACCUUGUUCCCGCUGGUGAUUGCGGCUCUGCUCAGUGCGCUGGGUCUACCCACUAUUGCGCGCAUACCGGUCUACUUGGUACUGGUGGCGUGGUCGCUGGCGGCGGGCGUGAGUAUCCUAGGCGGCUCCGGGGUGGUGCGCAACCGGGUCGGAAUUGCAGUGUAUCCAUUGUUUGUGUUCUAUGUGGCCAUUGGGUGUCUCUGCUUUAUUAGCUGAAAAGCUUGAGUUAGGUGGUUGGGCGGUGGUGCUGAACAGGGAGGAACUAUAGCCAGGCAUAGAGAAAGAGGGGGCGGCGAAUUGUCUGGAUGUCUGAUCAUUUUCUAUUUGAUACAGACCAGUGGAACGGACUGUUCUGUGUUUCAGAGUAACAUUUUCUUAUGUGAC